GCGCCUCAGUGCCAGUGUAAAGUCAGCCAGCCAGCAUUAAACCGACAAAUAACAUCAGGGGUUUCACAAUCUGCGAAAUUAAUAAUCACUCACGGCGGUCCUGAGCUCCUCCUUCAGCUCAGGAUUGUUCUUCUAUCCAGCUCAGGAUAAGCUGAAGAAUGGAACAUCUAAGGAAAGCGACCGUGUUCCUGGGGUUCAUAAACUGGCUUUGCUUGGUUUCAGCAGCAAAGCUAUCAGGAAGUGAGGUCAUCAACCUUGGCCACAAAUCAACAGCCUGGGAGCCUUUAAUGAACAUUACUGCAAAUCUCUCCUCCAUUUCCAGCAUCACCUCCACCUUUGAGUUUCGUACCCUCGAUCCCGAGGGCAUCAUCUUCUACGGAGACACCAAAGAGGGCCAGGAUUGGUUUGUUCUUUCUCUCCAAGAUGGUGUUCCUGAAGUGCAGAUCGGUAAAGCGAAUAUAUUGGUCAGUGUGAAAGGAGGACCGAAACUGAACGAUGGCGUUUGGCACAAGCUGGAGCUGCGCAGCGAGGGGAAGUAUGUGGUUGUAGAAAUCAACAACAAGGUGGAGCUAUUGGUGGGAAUGGAGUCGGAUCAGACAGAUGACGUGCUGACGGGGAAAAUACGCCUGGCUCUCGGAGGGAUGUUGGUGGAUCAGAACAGGCUCCUGCAUCCUUUUAAACCUGAGAUGGAUGCAUGCAUACGGGCAGGAAACUGGCUGAACCUCAGCGCUCCCUGGGAAGCAAAGCCGGACUGGAAACCGUCACCUUGCUUUCCGGAGAUCAAGAAAGGCAGCUACUUUCCUGGAAGUGGAUUAGCUCUGUUUAAUACAUCUGAUCUUCCUGGAGUGGAGACAGAAGAGAGAGGAGUUACGAUUGAGGUGCACGGAUCUUGGCAUGGAACCUUGUUGAGUCUUCACAGCCUCGAUCUCCGGUACAUUCUGCCCAGGGAUAAGGCAAAGGAGGACAGGGAAGAAUCUGGUUCGAGCAACACUGAUGUCUUCACCAAGCUGACGCUGACUUUACUGAAACAUUCCCUGGUGUUAAACGGCGAGACAGAGCUGGAGAACGAAAGCAUCAACUUCCUCUCAAGGUGGAAGGAAGGGAUGAGUUUGGUGUUCGGUGGAGUUCCAGGUGAGACCGAGGACGCGAAGAAGCCGCACCGUCUCCAGGGCUGUUUGGAAAAAAUCCUGAUUCAGGGACAAGACAUCGAUCUCGAUCGGGCUUCCUUCAAGCACACGUCUAUCUCAUCACACAGCUGUCCUGUAAAAACAGUGAACGAACUGAUAGAGAGUUAGUAAGUCAGGGUUGUUGUGUUAUUUUUCAUAUCAUGGAAUGGGGCGUGGCCACACCUCCACCAAUCAGCUUCCACCAAACAAAAAAGUUUAGUUGUUUUGUACUACAUAAUUACAGUGUCAUGUUGGCCCACCUUUAACACCCCAUGUUUAAAAUCCUCUUUUUCUUUCAUCUUCAUUUACAUUUCUGUCAUUUAUCAGACUCCCUUUUCCAGAGUGACUUACAGUUUUUUUCAAUUUAUACAACUGAGCAAUUGAGGGUUAAGGGCCUUGCUCAGGGGCCCAGCAGUGGCAGCUUGGUGGACCUGGGAUUCGAACUCACGACCUUCUGGUCAGUAAUCCAACACCUUAAACUCUAUCAAUUCAAUUCAAUUUAUUUGUAUAGCGCUUUUAACAAUUUCCCUUUGUCUCAAAGCAGCUUUACAGAAGUAUCCUUUGUAUCCUUUGUAUGUACCAGGUUCAGGUCACAGAAGAUUGAAAGAUAAUUAAAGUGAAUAAAACAGGUCACUUAUUCA
Molecule: messenger RNA, 1807 nt
Organism: Tachysurus fulvidraco (yellow catfish)
Lineage: Eukaryota; Metazoa; Chordata; Actinopteri; Siluriformes; Bagridae
Gene: shbg
Product: sex hormone-binding globulin
Exons: 8
Coding region: 159-1295 (378 amino acids)
Molecular function (GO): steroid binding
Source: RefSeq, a predicted model, not a curated record